AUGGUUACAUUGGUCAGACGGAUCAAGAAUGCCCGGCUCGUAGGUCGGCCCGAUAACGGAGUCUAUGAUCUGGAGAUUACGGAUGGGAUCGUCAGCUCGAUCUCGCAAGCCCCGGGCUAUACUUCGAGCGAAGAAGAAGGUCUUGCCAACAGCAAAGGAGAGAUGGGGGAACGCCGGACCUCGUCUUCUAAAUCUGGACUUGACCCGGAUGGAACCGGAAAUGCACCUGCAAAUAUCAGCAUUCACGGCGACGAUGCCGAUGACAAUAGCAAUAAUACUCAUGCCGACGACGACGACGAGAUAGACCUGGAAGGACGAUCCCACGUAGCCCCAUCAUUGAUGGACAGCCACGUUCACUUCAGAUGGUGGGCCCUUUCCGAAUCGAGGAUAGAUCUCUCCAGCUGCAAGUCCGCCAGAGAGGUCAUCGAGACUAUCCAACGAGUCUUGGCAAGGGAUUAUCUAGGCUCCGCAGCCGAAGACCAAGGGUUGGGGAUGAACGAAAGAGGACCCGGUUCGGUUGAACGUCUAGGUCUAGAAGAGGUGCUGGGCGAGAAGAAGAAGAAACCCACGAACACGAGCACCUGGCUGGUCGGUCAACACAUGCGAAUGUCAGACUGGCCCGACCUCCCCUCCCUAACCCGAUCGACGUUGGACGCCCUGACCGCCCCCUACCCAGACUUGCACGGGUCCUUGAGCAUCGUAUUGAUAUUCAACGGGUUCCAUUCGCUCGUCGCCAACUCGGCUGGUUUGAGACGGUUUGGGUUCGAUGACGAGGAAGUGGAAGUGGAGCUGGGGUUGGAUUCCGGGGAGUGGGACGGAAACGGGCACGAUGGGCACGAUGGGCACGAUGGGCAUUUACAGGAGACCGAGGCGUUUGCUGCGUUAGGUGUGAUGAACAGCGUCGAUGAGGAAGAGGUCGACGAGAUGGUCAUGAAGAUCAGUCGGGUUGCUGCGUCCCUUGGAGUGACCGAGAUCAUCGACCUAGAGAUGGCGUACAACAUGACCGACUGGAAGCGUCGGAUCGCGCACGGGAACGACCUCUUACGCAUACACGCCGGGUUGUAUCAACCGCACCUCGAACAAGCCAUCCAGCUCGAUCUCAAGACGGGCGACCUGGUCGAGGGGACCCGUGGUUUAGUCCACGUCGGCCCGCACAAGAUCAUCACCGAUGGAAGCCUCGGUUCUCGGACGGCUUACUGUCACAACGCUUACCCUGGACGCGGGGAUGAUCACGGUGAAUGGGUGUACGAGGACGAGACGUUGGCAGGGAUGACCGAACGGGCGAUCAGUCACGGCUUCAAGCUCGCCAUCCACGCUCUCGGGGACAAGGCGAUCAGCAAGACGUUGGAGGUGCUAGAAUCCCUCCCUGUCAGGCCGCUCAGUGGGAGUACAAUCGAACACGCCCAGCUGCUGAGGUUGGAGGAUCGAGAGGCUUUCAAGAGGCUCGGGUUGAUAGCGUCCGUCCAGCCGGUCCAUAUGAUCGACGACAGGCCGCUAUGUGCGACGUUCUGGCCGGGAAGGGAGGAACGAGCCUUCGCGUAUCGGUCGAUGGUCGACGCCGGCAUCCCUUUGAGGUUGGGAAGCGAUUGUCCCGUGGCACCUCUACAGCCGUGGGAAGCCAUGGCCGUCGCUGUAGGUCGCACAGAGAAGGGGUUCGAGGAGGAUCCGUGGCAUGCCGAACAAGCGAUCGACGUCGAGACGGCUUGGAGGGCGACGACGUGGAGUGGCAAGAGCGGGAUCGAGGUUGGCGACCGGGCAGAUAUAACACUGAUCGAUAGGGACCCGUUAGGGUGUGACGCAAAGGGAUUGAGGGAGACCGAAGUACUAGGGACCCUGCUGGGUGGAAGAUGGACGUUUCGGCGGAUGUCAGACAUAAACGGUGCUGGGCCGAGAAAACGCGUUUGA
Molecule: messenger RNA, 1905 nt
Organism: Filobasidium floriforme
Lineage: Eukaryota; Fungi; Basidiomycota; Tremellomycetes; Filobasidiales; Filobasidiaceae
Product: amidohydrolase family-domain-containing protein
Exons: 2
Coding region: 1-1905 (634 amino acids)
Molecular function (GO): hydrolase activity, acting on carbon-nitrogen (but not peptide) bonds
Source: RefSeq, a predicted model, not a curated record